Helianthus annuus (common sunflower) is the source of this 5466-nucleotide messenger RNA. RefSeq lists its product as uncharacterized. The record is from RefSeq and is a predicted model, not a curated record. The transcript is spliced from 21 exons. The coding region runs from base 3149 to 5227 and encodes 692 amino acids. Lineage: Eukaryota; Viridiplantae; Streptophyta; Magnoliopsida; Asterales; Asteraceae.
ACGCCAAUUAUCUUUAAUUCACCCAUAAAUGAAUUCAAUCAAUGGCGGAGUUACCUUUUUUAUUCUCCCAUUGAUUGAGGGUUGUUACAAUCAAAAACCCUACAUCUAGCGUUUCCUUUCAUCCUUUAUCCUCCCAAUUGAAAUGAAAGAUCUCAUAUCUCUACCACCACAUUAAUGCCGCCACCAUGGUGAUGAAGAUGAUGAAUACGAUUUUGAGGAUUGCAAUUAUGGUGAUGAAGAUGAUACGGUCCGUUCGUUUUUAUUUGAUUUUUAUGUUGUUAAUGAAUCUACUUGUGUACAUGAUUGAAUAGAAUUUAGGGAUUUGUACAAGAAGCUCAGAAUCUAACAUCUGGAUGCUACAAGAAGCUUGAAAUCGAUGAGGACUAAAAGAUGGUUUUGUUAUUCCUCUGGAGACGAGAACCUAUCUGCCAAAGAUAUGAUUUGUUGAUCUACCAAUUACCAUACUCAUGGAUUUUGAUACAUUCGUUUUCAUCUCAAUCUCUCUCUCUUCCAAAUCUUAAUCUUUGUUCGAUUGAUAGAGACGCUGAAAGCUGUAAAAACCGAUCAUCCACCAGUGCCAUCUUUAUACUCCCUCUCAUAUACAGCAUGGCUCUGUCGAAUCAGCAAACUGUUGAUUACCUGAGUUUCAAGCUUGUAAUUGUCGGUGAUGGUGGAACUGGUAAACUUUUUGAGGGUGAUGAAGAUGACAGAGAUGGUGGUUGGAGCUAUAGCCGUGAUUCCUAUCAGCUAGGGUUUCCGGCGAAGAAGGUUGAAUCUAUUGUUUUCCUUCCAAGUUAUGCUAUUCAACAUUAAAAUAAGACUACAAAUUGGUUUCGGGUUUUUCAAAUCGCUGCUAUCCGGAAGCACCUAAUCAUGGCAUUCAACAGCUUUCAACAGCUCAUUUAGUGAACAGAUUGAUAAUCUUCUUUGUUUGACAAGUCGAUCAAACAAAGACAAAAUGGUCCCCGGUUUUCUUGCUUGCCUCAAAAUGAAUGCCAUCGUAUGCAAUGAGAGAAGCCAGAAAUGAAGGUGGGCGUGGCGGGCGUGAUGGUCGUGGGUACGGUCGUGGUGGGCGUGGAAGUGGUGGAUACAAUAGAGAUUCCGCCAACAAUGAGGGUUCGUUUGGUAACCGUGGUAUCGAAGAGUCUGAUGGAAAGUCUUCUGAGAGACGUGGUGGUGGUUAUGGUGGUCCUCAUGGUGGUUUUCGUGGUGACCGUCGUGUGUCUUUUGCUAAUGGUGAUGGUGAUGGUGGUGAGGAUGGAGAACGUCGACGUAGGACAUAUGAAUGUCAUAGCGGCACAGGGCGUGGGAAUGUAUUCAAGCGCGAGGGAGCGGGCCGUGGGAACUGGGGAACUCAGGCUGAUGAAAUCAACCAGUAUUUUUUUCUACUUACCCAACUGUUUUUUUUAUGAAAUAAUAUUUGUUUUUUUUUCUAUUUUAGGUUUUAUUACCUAAAAUAAACAUUAAUAAUUUGGGCCACGUGUCGGCAUAAUAUUACAUCUCAGAUUGGUUUUGGCAUAAUAUCUCCAGAUUCAAGGUUAGUAUACCAGUUAUUAAGUUAUAUAUUGAUGUGAUUGAUUAAUAUUGUUGUUUACGCAGCAGUAAAGUUGUGGUGUUGAUAGAUUAAUAUUGUUGCAAAGAAGGUUCAAUGGCUAAUUGGUGAUUGGAAGUUGACGAGAUAUCUCAGGCACGCUGCCUUCGAAGGAAUACUAGAGAGCUCAAUUAUUUAACAAGAUUGAGAUCGACGAUUGUAUAAUCUGGUCUGUAGUCAAGAAUGUCUUGGGGAAGUCCAGUUCUACUCUUUAUUCUAUUGCACUGCUAGCUUCUGGCCAGAGUUCAACCAUUACUGGAAUAUAUGCAGGACAAUUUAUUAUGCAGGGUUUCUUGGAUUUAAAGAUGAGGAAAUGGCUCAGAAACUUGAUAACAAGAUAUUAUGACACAGCACGAUCUUACUGGCAGUUUAAUAGACGCUUGCAGGUUUCAGAUGACUCGGUCAAAAGUGUGAAACAUAGCCUCUUAACUCAGCGGGUCUCGCCUCCAGAAUAUGUGGUGAAGCGAAACAGAUGGGUACCGAGUAAAGUAUUGAUUUUGGCCUAUAGAGUGGAGCACGAGAGACACAGGAAGAAUGAGAUAUUGCCGGAAGUUAUUUCUCAUCGAAGGUGUUUUUUUAUAGAAUGAAGUAUUGUAUGAUUUUACUUAUAUAUUAAUCAUAAAUAGUUUUUAAUAAAAGUAACUUUCUUGAGCCCGGGAAGCAAGGUUCUUAUCUUGCUGAUUGUUUCAACCGCAUGGAAGAAUGCACCAAAAAUCCCGAAGGUCCUAUUCGUUUCAGAGAGUCUGGCAGGCAUAGAUUCCAUCCCUUCAGGUACAAGCAUCUUGGUCAAUUUGCUCUGUUAGGAGGAGAGCAAACAGCAGCACAACUCCCCAGUGAUUGGUUAUCUAUUGGUCACAGCUCUUAGUGGCUUUGGUACUCGGUGUAUGCAAGCAAACAAGUCAGUUGGCGUACAAGGUCGUUGGUGGUCAGACUGGAUGAGGCGUUUCAUCUUUGGGAGGGAUUCGAGUCAAAUAUGAGUUGACUUCAACAUAUGCGAUAUACGCAUAAUGAUAAGUCCCUCAUAAAGGCAAGUUUUGGUGCAUGAUCCAUACAUUUUACCCGAUUCAUUUUUGUUUUGUAAACAUAUGCUGCUCUCUGUUCUUUGUUAUGUUUUUUGUUAAUAAGAAGCAAUGUCAUAAAUCGUACCAUUAUGGUAAUUGUUACCAUUGAUAAAUCACAUUGUUUGCAUAUAUUAUUAUAUACGAUUAACAUUGAAUCAUAUUAUAUAUAUCCCCACAAAUUUUAUAAAACGGACCAUUGUAAUAAAAUUAAUAAAAUAUUAAUAUCCUUAAGUUAUAUAUUUGUGUUAAGCCACCCGCGAAAAUCGCGGUAUCUUAGGCUAGUUUAUAUUAUAAAAUCAACAUCAAACGAUGUGCAUGUUCGUUUCAAACCAACACGUAUGUCUGAUUCAUACAACGAUCUUCGUGGCAGCAUUUCAAUGCACUCGCGUCGUCACCCCUUCAUUUCAACUGUUUUAUUAUAUUCUAAACAAUGAGAAUGAGAAUUUCGUUCGAAAUCGAGAAUCUCAAACCCUAAUUCGAUCGCAAGCCUGACCCAAUGGCUGCAGUUAACAAAACCAAAAAUAUCAUCGACUUUGUUCGAGACGGAUCAAUAAAAUGGCUCAAUAAGAGCCAGAAUUCAUCUCAUCAAGAGUUUGACGAGAUGAAAAGAUCUCCAUCUGCUGCAGAGAAAAACUGGAUCUACGAGCUAUCUGCAGUCGCCAAUGCUGUUGUUCGUCGAUGUUCCAAAGUCCUUGAUGUUUCUGUGGAUCAUCUUCGUGAGAACUUUGAAGAGGUGGCAUCUGAAGUCACCAAAACGCCGUCACGGUAUGCUCGGAAUUUUUUAGAGUAUUCAUGUUUCAGGGCUCUUGCUCAAACUACGCAAGUUAGUGGUUAUAUGGAAGACAAAAGGUUUAGAAGAUUGACAUUUGAUAUGAUGCUUGCUUGGGAAGUUCCGGAUGUUGCCAGUCAGCCUUCCAUAGAUAUAGAUGAGGAUGCAACCGUGGGGAUAGAGGCUUUCUCUCGAAUAGCUCCAGCAGUGCCUGUUAUAGCUAAUGUAAUAAUAAGUAAUUACAUAUUUGAGUUUCUUACUUCAUCCACUGGAGGCCGACUUCCAUUUUCUACCUUUGAAAAAUACCUUAUUGGAUUGGAAAGGGCUGUUAAAAAACUUAAAUCUAACUCAGAGUCAUCUCUCCUUUUAUCCCAACGAUCAGGAAGAGGGGAAAGGGUUCUAGAACUCGAAGGUACCGUCACCACACAGCCAGUUCUUCAACAUCUAGGGAUAUCAACUUGGCCUGGUCGGUUAACUCUGACAGAUCAUGCUUUGUACUUUGAAGCUCUCCGUGUUGUGUCGUAUGAUAAGCCCACGGUUUAUGACUUAGCAGAUGACUUGAAGCAGGUUGUCAAGGCUGAGUUGACUGGCCCAUGGGGAUCACGACUUUUUGACAAGGCCGUCUUGUAUAAGUCGAAUGCUUUAUCAGAACCGGUAAUUCUGGAGCUUCCAGAGCUCAAAGGGCAUGCGAGGCGUGACUAUUGGCUAGCCAUUGUGCGUGAAAUUUUGUAUGCCCACAGAUUUAUUAGAAAAUACCGUAUUACCGGUGUUGAACGCGAUGAAGCACUGCUAAAAGCAGUAUUUGGAAUUCUAAGAAUACAAGCUCUAAGUAACAUGAAUUCCAUAGUACCACUGUGUUAUGAGGCAGGACUUAUGUACAAUGCCUGUGAUCAACUGCCAGGUGGCGACCGGAUACUGGAGACAAUUGCUACAAUGUUGACUUCCAAAGAGACCCAAAAGAAUAAUACUAAAUCUGGUGAUGGAAUGCAUUCGGUAUCGGCUACUACCAUGGCUUCUAGCCUAGGAUUUGUAUUUGGCACAAAUUCUAAUAUGCCUAAACAAUCACUGAUUAAUGUUGGUGAGAUAACUGUUGGAGAGAUGACGCCUUUAGAGAAAGCUGUAGAAGAGUCUAGAAGCAGUUAUAAGAUGGUUGCAGAUGCACAAGCAACAGUUGAUGGAGCUAAAGUUGAAGGCCUUGACACCAAUUUAGCUGUGCUUAAGGAGUUGCUUGUUCCUUUAAUUAACCUUGGUAAUCGUCUUCUUGCACUAUUGUACUGGGAAGAACCUGCAAAAUCCGUAGUAUUCUGUUUCAUAUUUGCAGGCAUCAUUUACUGCGGAUGGAUGGCUUAUGUAUUUGCAUUUCUACUCAUAUUUUUUGCAAUUAAUAUGAUGCUUGCACGACAUUUUAGUGGAGGAAAUCCAAUCAGUGAACUUAAGGUCACAGUGCCUCCACCGAUGAACAAAAUGGAACAGCUUUUGGCUGUUCAAAAUGCAAUUUCUCAAGCUGAAGAGCUAGUCCAAGAGGGUAAUGUUAUUCUUCUCAAAAUACAUGGCCUGCUAUUAUCCAUAUUUCCACAGGCAAGCAAUAGAUUUGCAGCAGCACUUGUGGGUUUAGCUUUAUUUAUGACCAUUAUACCCUUCAAAUACGUGCUCCUACUUACUUUUUUAGAAGAAUUUACCAAGUACUCGCCUAUGAGAAGAGCAGAGACAGAAAGAAUCAUGCGGAGGAUGAGAGAGUGGUGGAUUAGCAUACCCGCAGCUCCGGUGGUACUCGAAAGAGCUCAAGAAGAUAAGAAGAAGAAGUAACGCAAUUGCAUGCAGUGUACCUUGAACACACAUCAAGCAUUUGUGUAUGUAUAUAAACCACAGGUUUGUAAUUUUGAGUUGGGAGUUGCUUCAUGUUAGAGGUGGCAAAAAGGUCAGGUUGGAUCAAAAUGGGCACCUUUUUUUUGUGUCAAAACUGGUUUGGUGGACGGUUGACCCGAAACACUUUUUGUAUAGGUUUUUAGAUCUAUUUAUAAAUAACUAAUCUGUUAAAUUGUUUA